GUAGGCAUCAACUUAUAUCUUUGUUUAAAUUUUAAGUUUUCCAACAGACUUUAUAAAUUAAGUUCAUUUUUAAAAUCAUGUUUUUAUUCUUUUUGCUAAAUAAUAAUUAGAUGGUUCAUUGUUAUGUACUGUACCUUUGGCCUCCUAUGUAAUCAUUGGUAUUAUUAUGGGCACAAUAAAUAGUUUAUAGGAUUAUUAUGUUGACUUUUUUAAUUGAACUAUAUUUUUUAAAUGUUGGAGUUCUUAGUGUACAGAUAGGAUUAUGCAUUUGGUUUUCUGUUAUUCAUAAUUAAGAAAAGAAAGGACUUCGAAGACCUGUGGAAGUGGCAAUAAGGACGACGUUGAGCAUAUAUAACGUCGGAAUUUGUAUAACUGCCCAGUUCACAUAAAGCAGUAUCUUCAGAAAAUUCAAAAUGGAAUACUCUUUCUUCGACUUCUUAGUCUAUUUUCUCGGACCGUUUCUCUUAUUCGGCUUAAGAUGGAUUUUAAACUCCAUACUGAAUGUAUUUUUACCACACCCAGAAACUUUACCAUCGCCGAGAAAAAUCCAACCAGAAAUAAAGCUACCGUUAUCACCAAUCAAAGAAGAAGCCAGUUUUUUGCAUAAAGAUGCUGGCUUUUUACCCGAUGGAAACAAUUCCAUGAACAACCCGGAUGAAAUAACAAGUGAACUGCCGGCUACUUUGGUGACAGCUGAAUUAAAAAGGAUAAAACUUCUGCGAGAGCUGGUAGAAAAUGCUGAAAAAAAGCUCCUACAACUGGAAGCCGCAUUCGACGCUGAGAAAUCCACUUUAAUGCAAUCGGUUCACACGUUUAAAUUAACCCUCUUGUCUGUCGAGAAAAAACACUCAACCGUUAAUCAGCAAUUAAAAGAGACUUUCACCAGAGACAUUAUGGAACUGACAAGUUUGAAUGAACGUGUUCAAGCGGCACUGAAAUUGUCAGAAAAAAAAGAGCAAAAACUAGAAGAAAUGUUACGAAAAUCCAGACAAGAGACAGCAGCAUUAAGAACAGAAAUGUUACAUGCACAUGCCGAUCAAAAGUCUCACUCAAAACAACAUAAACAACUUGAAUCCGUUGUUGAAGAAGCAAAGUAUGAGCUCGAGCAAUUAAAAGAGACUUUCGCCAAAGAGACAACGGAACUAAAAGCUUCGAUAGAAGAUGAUCAAGCGGCAUUAAAAUUGGCAGAGAAAAGAGAGCGAGAGCUGGAAAACAUGCUAGGAAAAGCCACGCAGGAAGCAGAAGCAUUAAGGACAGAAAUGUCCCAUGCACUUUCCAACCAACAAGCUCUUUAUGAAGAAAAAGAAAAACACCUGAACUUGGUUGCCGAAAAAGCGAAGCGUCAGCUUAUGGAAGUAAAACAUACCACCCAAGAAGAAAUCAUGGAACUCAAAGUGUCAAAUCAUAAUUAUGAAGCGGCACUGAAAUUGGCGGAGGAAAGACAACAAGAACUGGAAGACUUGUUAGGACAAGCCACGCAGGAAGCAAAAGCAUUAAGGGCAGAAAUGUCACAUGCACUUGCCAACCAACAAGCUCUUUAUGAAGAAAAAGAAAAACACCAGAACUUGGUUGCCGAACAAGCGAAGCGUCAGCUUAUGGAAGUAAAACAUACCACCCAAGAAGAAAUUAUGGAACUCAAAAUGUCAAAUCACAAUAAUGAAGCGGCAAUGAAAAUGGCAGAGGAAAGACAACGAGAACUGGAAGACUUGUUAGGACAAGCCACGCGGGAAGCAAAAGCAUUGAGGGCAGAAAUGUCCCACAAACUUGCCAACCAACAAGCUCUUUAUGAAGAAAAAGAAAAACACCUGAAGUCGGCUGCCGAACAAGCGAAGCGUCAGCUUACAGAGUUUAAGCAAACCACCCAAGAAAAUAUGCUGGAACUAAAAAUUUCAAACCACAGAAAUGAAGCGGCGUUGAAAUUGGCUGAGGAGAAAGUUAAGGAGGUGGAAGAAAUUUCGUUGAAACGGGAACAAGCAGCAAAACAACUGGCAAACGAACAGGCCGCAGCUUUGACCGAAGCAAUUGAUACACUGCAAGUAGCAGUUAAGCACGCCAGGGACGAAGUUUUAGGCAAAACCUACGAAUCUGAAUUGGAUGAGGAACCCGUACAAAAAAAUGAAACCUUAGAGGAGUGGUUGAUAAAGCAUGGUAUAUUAACCAGAGUGCCUCCAAAGACUUGGAUGCAGCUUUUAGAACAUACCGGAUUCUUGAUGGAGGAAAAGGCUAAAAAUUUAAAGUCCAAAGCAGAAAUGCUCUUCCAUAAUAAGCCGGAUCCUGCCAAAACAGAAUAAAUGGACUUCCCUAAAUUUUUCAAAGAAGUCUCUUUGAACUGCGAGAAGCAGAAAUGCUUAACUCUCGGAACUGCAGAUAACCCAGUAACUAUAGCCAUUCCUUCUGUUGAAGAAUUGAAUUGAGAUUCAUUAAAAGUAUUUCCCGGCA
Messenger RNA from Daphnia magna, 2439 nucleotides. Its product is annotated as polyamine-modulated factor 1-binding protein 1-like. NCBI's taxonomy places the organism in Eukaryota, Metazoa, Arthropoda, Branchiopoda, Diplostraca, Daphniidae. The record is from RefSeq and is a predicted model, not a curated record. The transcript has a single exon. Bases 414 to 2291 code for a protein of 625 amino acids.